Molecule: messenger RNA, 2755 nt
Organism: Macaca mulatta (Rhesus monkey)
Lineage: Eukaryota; Metazoa; Chordata; Mammalia; Primates; Cercopithecidae
Gene: TM9SF1
Product: transmembrane 9 superfamily member 1
Biological process (GO): protein localization to membrane
Cellular component (GO): membrane
Source: RefSeq, a predicted model, not a curated record
GGGUACACCUCUCGGGCCUCGGCCAGGGCGAGCCUCCUGGCCAAGAGCUCUCAAACCCCAAAUCUUUCCCGGAGCAAGCGAGCGGCCUAGAUGCCACUCCUCUCCCGAAGGGGCGUCAGGGUCCUGGCUGCCAGGCCUCAGCCCCCUCCCCGGGAAGCCGUCGCGAAGGGGUCCCCAGGGGCUGCAGCGUCUAAGGCCCUCUACAUUCAAUGCAACGAGCUUUCCGCCAGGCUGAGGUCCCCGCCGCUGAGGGCGGAAGUGGUAAGACUGACGUGUCCUGGGCCGCGCUGCCGAUCGCCGGGAGGACCCCCGCCUUGCCCAGGACGGGCGGGGCGAGCCGAGCCUCACGGGGUCGCCGGAGCUGGGCCGGGCCUCCAGAUGGAGAAGGCGCAGCGGGGAGUUCUUGAGUAAGCCAGAGCUGUGUCCAGCGCGGUGUAGCCGCAGCUGCAGCUGUCAGGCGCAGCAGCGGGCAACCCCGUGGAGGUCGGUUGGCAGGUCCUCUCCAACCCGCCGCUACCGCGCCGCUCUGGUAGAGACCCCGGCAGGAGCCCAAGGGCAGCUACGGGGCCGCGGAGGCCGCUGGCGCCGCCUCGGCCAGCCCUUCCCGCGCGGUGAGGACCUCGGGGCUAUGGCGGGAAGGGACCCGAGGUUCCACUGCCUUAAGGAUGACAGUCAUAGGGAACCCUCGAAGUUGGAGCUGCCAGUGGUUGCCAAUCCUGAUACUGUUGCUGGGCACAGGCCAUGGGCCAGGGGUGGAAGGCGUGACACACUACAAGGCCGGCGACCCUGUUAUUCUAUAUGUCAACAAAGUGGGACCCUACCAUAACCCUCAGGAAACUUACCACUACUAUCAGCUUCCAGUUUGCUGCCCUGAGAAGAUACGUCACAAAAGCCUUAGCCUGGGUGAAGUGCUGGAUGGGGACCGAAUGGCUGAGUCUUUGUAUGAGAUCCGCUUUCGGGAAAACGUGGAGAAGAGAAUUCUGUGCCACAUGCAGCUCAGUUCUGCACAGGUGGAGCAGCUGCGCCAGGCCAUCGAAGAACUGUACUACUUUGAAUUUGUGGUAGAUGACUUGCCAAUCCGGGGCUUUGUGGGCUACAUGGAGGAGAGCGGCUUCUUGCCACACAGCCACAAGAUAGGACUCUGGACCCAUUUGGACUUCCACCUAGAAUUUCAUGGAGACCGAAUUAUAUUUGCCAAUGUUUCAGUGCGGGACGUCAAGCCCCACAGCUUGGAUGGGUUACGACCUGAUGAGUUCCUAGGCCUUACCCACACUUAUAGCGUGCGCUGGUCUGAGACUUCAGUAGAGCGUCGGAGUGACAGGCGCCGUGGUGAUGAUGGUGGUUUCUUUCCUCGAACACUGGAAAUCCAUUGGUUGUCCAUCAUCAACUCCAUGGUGCUUGUGUUUUUACUGGUGGGUUUUGUGGCUGUCAUUCUAAUGCGUGUGCUUCGGAAUGACCUGGCUCGGUACAACUUAGAUGAGGAGACCACCUCUGCAGGUUCUGGUGAUGACUUUGACCAAGGUGACAAUGGCUGGAAAAUUAUCCAUACAGAUGUCUUCCGCUUCCCCCCAUACCGUGGUCUGCUCUGUGCUGUGCUUGGCGUGGGCGCCCAGUUCCUGGCCCUUGGCACUGGCAUUAUUGUCAUGGCACUGCUGGGCAUGUUCAAUGUGCACCGUCAUGGGGCCAUUAACUCGGCAGCCAUCUUGUUGUAUGCCCUGACCUGCUGCAUCUCUGGCUACGUGUCCAGCCACUUCUACCGGCAGAUUGGAGGCGAGCGUUGGGUGUGGAACAUCAUUCUCACCACCAGUCUCUUCUCUGUGCCUUUCUUCCUGACGUGGAGUGUGGUGAACUCAGUGCACUGGGCCAAUGGUUCGACACAGGCUCUGCCAGCCACAACCAUCCUGCUGCUUCUGACGGUUUGGCUGCUGGUGGGCUUUCCCCUCACUGUCAUUGGAGGCAUCUUCGGGAAGAACAACGCCAGCCCCUUUGAUGCACCCUGUCGCACCAAGAACAUCGCCCGGGAGAUUCCACCCCAGCCCUGGUACAAGUCUACUGUCAUCCACAUGACUGUUGGAGGCUUCCUGCCUUUCAGUGCCAUCUCUGUAGAGCUGUACUACAUCUUUGCCACAGUAUGGGGUCGGGAGCAGUACACUUUGUACGGCAUCCUCUUCUUUGUCUUCGCCAUCCUGCUGAGUGUGGGGGCUUGCAUCUCCAUUGCACUCACCUACUUCCAGUUGUCUGGGGAGGAUUACCGCUGGUGGUGGCGAUCUGUGCUGAGUGUUGGCUCCACUGGCCUCUUCAUCUUUCUCUACUCAGUUUUCUAUUAUGCCCGGCGCUCCAACAUGUCUGGGGCAGUACAGACAGUAGAGUUCUUUGGCUACUCCUUACUCACUGGUUAUGUCUUCUUCCUCAUGCUGGGCACCAUCUCCUUUUUUUCUUCCCUAAAGUUCAUCCGGUAUAUCUAUGUUAACCUCAAGAUGGACUGAGUUCUGUGUGGCAGAAGUAUUGCUGUUCUCUCCCUUUCUUCAUGCCUCCUUGAGCUCUCCUACCAGCUUCUCUUCUGAUUGACUGAAUUGUGUGAUGGCAUUGUUGCCUUCCCCUUUGCCCUUUGGGCCUUCCUUCCCCAGAGAGGGCCUGGAAAUUAUAAAUCUCUAUUACAUAAGGAGUAUAUAUUUGAAAUUUUUAAGUUGCCUUUAGUUUUGGUCCUGAUUUUUCUUUUUACAAUUAUCAAAAUAAAAUUUGUUAAGAAAAAGGA